CUGCACUACCAUCGUUGGGAGGAUUGAUCAUCGUGCUAUAGAGCAUUCUCAGCGCGCAUCGAUUGGCCCUUCGUAGCGAGCGCCGGCCGUGCAUCGUUCGCGUCGCCUAUCGCUACUCGAAGCCGCGCUUGCACAGCAGCUGCGGCCAGCAGCGACGCCAGCUUGACGACAUGAGUCUGUUUGGAGACGAUACGGACGGCCCGACACGUCCCAAAUCAUCGCUGUUCGACGACGAGCCUGCCACGCCGAGCAAGAAGAAGACUACCACCGCCGCCUCGUCCUCCAUCUUCGCCGAUAGCGCCGCCGACGACGCAGACGACACGCCGUGGGGCUUCACGCCUCGGAGAAACGCAGGCGGUCGAGGCAGCGUAGUACGCUCGUUGCUGGCCGACGUCGACGUGCCCGAUCUCUACAUCGACGCCUUUGACGAGCUCCAGACCGGCGGGCACGUGUCUAGCGAGGCUGCGAAGCAACUGCUGCACGAUUGCCCAGUUCCAGACGCCGAUCGCGAUAGCAUUUGGAACAUCGUCUCGAGCAACGGAGAGACGAACCGGUUGGGCAGAGGAGAGUUCAGCGUCCUUCUCGCUCUUAUUGGAUUAGCACAAGAAGGCGAAGAGCUGGGGUUGGACGCUGUCGACGAGCGACGAAGCAAGCUGCCUGUUCCUGAUCUGCCGGCGCGCAAGCUGGAUAACCAGAACAGCAAAAUGGCACAGCCUGAGACGUCCCAUACAGAGGCACAAGCGGGCGCUCCAGCAUCGCCCGAGCAGCCUCGUACCAGCGCAGCACGCAAACCGUCGUUUGGUCUGGACAGCGACCCAUGGGCGAGUCCUGAGAUGCACAAGGGUCACAAGCACGUGAAUGGAAGCAAUGGUUACGGGUCUGAACAGAGGACUACGAGCACAUUUACGACAGCUUCCACGCAGUCUACCGCUGCCAAUGGGAGCUACGAUGUUGCUGGAUCAGCGCCCACAAACGAGAGCUCUGGCAGCUGGGGCGCUUCAAACAACUUUGCUGCGGGAAACACUGGCGGGUUCGGUGCUGCUGGUGGCCCGCCUGGCAGUGCUGGGUUCGGGGACGAGGGCAAUGGUCCUAACAAGCCAGCACCUCGAAGGCCACAACAAGUGCGCGCCAGUACUGGCGCUGACGAAUUCGUCACUGUCAAUAUACUCGACGAGAAGGAAGGCAUGUUUCUAUUUCAGCAUCGAAACUACGAAGUUGCUUCGCUCAGGCGGAACAGCAAAGUGAUUCGACGUUAUAGUGACUUUGUUUGGCUCCUGGACUGCCUGCAUAAGCGCUAUCCUUUCCGACAAUUACCGUUACUGCCACCCAAGCGGGUCGCAAUCAACGGCAAUCACAUUGCGGCGGAUGCUACGUUUCUGGAGAAACGGAAAAGAGGCCUCGCACGCUUUGCAAAUGCGCUCGUUCGACAUCCCGUGCUGAGAGAGGAGCAGCUUGUGGUGAUGUUCUUGACAGUUCCCACGGAAUUGGCCGUUUGGCGAAAACAGGCCACGAUCAGCGUGCAAGAAGAAUUCGUAGGCCGCUCGUUACCACCGAACCUUGAGGACAGCCUACCACAAAACCUUGCCGACACCUUUGACACAGUCCGAGGAGGUGUGCGGAGAAGCGCUGAACUGUACAUCAAUCUCUGCAACCUUGUCGAACGUGUCAUUAAGAGGAAGGAAGGCAUCGCAGCAGAGUAUGGACGAUUGAGCCUCAAUCUCACAACCGUGACAGAAGCCAGCAACGACACGUAUGCCAUCGACAACAGCGACGUUCCAAUGCUCAAUGAGGGCAUUGCCAGCACAGCAAAGCACAUAUCUACCUCGCAAGCUUUGCUCGUCGACGAAGCGCGGGCGUGGGACGAAGGCGUACUAGAGGACCUCAAGACGCUGCGCGAUGCGCUCGUAAGUGUCCGAGACAUGUUCGAUCGUCGCGACCGGUACGCAAAAGAUAACAUCCCGACUCUCGAACGUCGCAUCGAAGCCAAUGAGGCCAAACUUUCGAACAUUCAUGCCAAAGGGGAUGCUGCCAAGCCUGGAGAGGCGGACAAAGUGGCGAAUGCCAUCACAGCCGAUAAGCAGAGCAUCGUCAAUCAGCACGCCCGCGGCGUCUUUAUCAAAGAAUGCAUUCGAGACGAGAUUGUGCAUUUUCAAAGUACACAAUGGAAGAUUAGUCGACUGCACCAAGACUGGGCGCAGGAGAGGGUCAAGUACGCAGAGCUACAAGCAGACAACUUUAGAUCUUUGGUGGAUGCAGUGGAGGGGAUGCCGUUGAGUGAGUAGCAUUCUCUUCGUGCGAGGGUUGCUACGAUUCGGCGCGGAAUCUUGCGACGCAUCAGGCAGCGGUCCGAUAGUUUGGCGGUGCACUAUACUCAUUAGAAGGAACUGUGGAACCUGGGCGAGAAUCCGUAACUUACGAGCAUAGCGAAGGCAUUGCAUGGCAACAGAAUGGUAAUGUGUUACGCUAGCUGUGCAGAUAGAUGGAUCAAUGUAUGAAUGUAUCAGGAACUCGUGAU
Cercospora beticola is the source of this 2515-nucleotide messenger RNA. It is a transcript of the gene MVP1, whose product is annotated as Mvp1p. Lineage: Eukaryota; Fungi; Ascomycota; Dothideomycetes; Mycosphaerellales; Mycosphaerellaceae. Gene Ontology annotation, biological process: retrograde transport, endosome to Golgi; protein targeting to vacuole. The record is from RefSeq and is a predicted model, not a curated record. Gene Ontology annotation, cellular component: endosome. Gene Ontology annotation, molecular function: phosphatidylinositol-3-phosphate binding.